CAACAGUUCUACCUCUACGCAUACGUCACCUGCAUCCCACCGGGCAACUCACAUGCUCUCGUCCAGGAGCUCCUCGACUGCGUCCAGCCCUUGUCUCCCUGUCAGAAAGGGACAACCAUUGACCAAACGAUUUUCUUCCCUUUUGUUGUCUCUCAGUACCUUAUUUGAACCUAAAAGGGCCAAAGGGGGAUGAAUGGUACUCGGGCGUCGUUCCAUUGGACCGUCUUUGCUCUCUUCCCGGCUGGUUUGGCUGGUUUGGCUAGAACACUUAUGUCCCCGGCUCUCCAGCUGAGCCCAGGUGUCGAUCAGGGGAUGCGUAAGACUACCUUGGAGAAAAGAGUGUUGAAGCCAUCACCAUGUCUUGGCAUUCUUGGCACAAGGUGGAUACGAUCCACACAUGCUUACCCUGUAUACAUAUAAGCUGG
Neurospora tetraspora is the source of this 425-nucleotide messenger RNA. RefSeq lists its product as uncharacterized. The transcript has a single exon. Bases 190 to 420 code for a protein of 76 amino acids. NCBI's taxonomy places the organism in Eukaryota, Fungi, Ascomycota, Sordariomycetes, Sordariales, Sordariaceae. The record is from RefSeq and is a predicted model, not a curated record.